Molecule: messenger RNA, 1317 nt
Organism: Saccostrea echinata
Lineage: Eukaryota; Metazoa; Mollusca; Bivalvia; Ostreida; Ostreidae
Product: carbohydrate sulfotransferase 14-like
Exons: 3
Coding region: 1-1296 (431 amino acids)
Biological process (GO): carbohydrate biosynthetic process
Cellular component (GO): membrane
Molecular function (GO): sulfotransferase activity
Source: RefSeq, a predicted model, not a curated record
AUGAAAAUCAUAUACCUUAAGAGGCGGCUCUCUAGACGUCUGUUCCUGUACGGGGUUUUAGUGCUGGCGGUGGUGCCAUUUCUCUUUGUUAUCGUUGGACAGCUGACAGUGGAUUCCGGCAAAGAGAGGGGAAAAGAGCGAAUACUGAGCAGGCACAUUUUUAUGCUCAAUGACCCUGUUCAGAAGAGAUUUGAGGAAAGAAACAAACAUUUAAGAGAAGAGUGCUCAAGAUUAAAAAAUUAUUAUGUCGCUCAAAAUUCAGAGGCAGCUGUCAAAGAACAUCUAGUCCUUAAUCGAAAAAAUAAAAUUGUAUAUUGUGCAAUCGAAAAAAUCGGAUGUACAUUUUGGAAGCGAAUUUUCCAGAUUUUGAGUGGUUGGAGAAAUGUGAGCAAUCCAUUUAGCAUUAAAGGAAUCCAAGCUUAUGAGGGAUUCUCCACCGCCAAAAGACUUCCGUUUGACAAAAUUUAUCAGUUACUGCGCAUGUCAACAAAAUUCAUGUUUGUAAGAGAACCUUUUGAAAGGUUACUCUCGGGAUACGUGGAUAAAAUCUAUUCGCCAAACACAGCAUACUGGAAUUUUAUUGGAAAACAUAUUGUUAAAAAUUUCCGUGAAAAUCCAUCCAAUGUUAGUCUUGAAUGUGGACAUGACGUUACAUUUUCAGAGUUUGUGGAAUAUUUCAUUUACUCCCAGAACUCUAAUGAGCGCCGAGAUGCACAUUUUGUCCCUAGUUUUGAACAUUGCAGACCUUGUGAAAUAGAUUAUGACUACAUCGGAAAACUUGAAACUUUCCAAGAAGACACAUUUCAUAUCUUGAAAAAACUGGAAUUAGAAGAUAUGAUUAAAUUUAGCAAUUUUCAAAAUGAAACUGAAACCGAUGCACUCAUAGAUACAGUAGAUUAUGUUUAUUCCAUGAAACGCUCUAUACUUAAUUGUAUGACAUUUACUAAAGGACUCUACCGAGCAUGGAGGAAACUUCAAAUACGUGGGAUUUUAAGUAAACAUGUAAAGUUUCCAUUCCCAAUUGACAGAGAUGUGAAUGUUACACCAGAACAGUUCAAGGAUGCGUUAUUCAAAGCGCAUGCGCAAUCAGGGGAUAAAAAAUUUCGCAAGAAAAACCGCGAGGAGGCCAUGUUAGAGGCAUACAGCAGAAUUAGCCCUGUGUUGAUGGAGAGACUGAGGGAUGCUCUUCUAAUAGAUACGUCUCUUUUUGGAUACGAAAAAAUACCGAAAAAGUUACUAGACCUAAAAUACACCGUCCCCGAUGAUGGUGGUUUCCGGUACUUCGACAACAUUUGAGAGUAUAGUAUUUCAAAAAUA